Molecule: messenger RNA, 1140 nt
Organism: Chanos chanos (milkfish)
Lineage: Eukaryota; Metazoa; Chordata; Actinopteri; Gonorynchiformes; Chanidae
Gene: meox2a
Product: mesenchyme homeobox 2a
Exons: 4
Coding region: 1-1140 (379 amino acids)
Biological process (GO): somite development; positive regulation of transcription by RNA polymerase II
Cellular component (GO): nucleus
Molecular function (GO): RNA polymerase II cis-regulatory region sequence-specific DNA binding; DNA-binding transcription factor activity, RNA polymerase II-specific
Source: RefSeq, a predicted model, not a curated record
AUGGCAAUGCGAGAGGCCAAGAAGAAUCCAAGGAUCACCACCGAGGCCAUUCUGCUGAAUCUGAGCAAUUCUGGUACCAACAUCUCAAGGCAGACACUCCAGCGAACACUGCACAACACUGGUCUCCUGGACGCUGACCAAGGAGGACUCCACUUCUCUAAGACAGAUUCCUUUUUGUCAUUGUAUGGUUCGGUGCAUCCUCCACAAGCUGGACUGGCCCCGCAGGCCGUGCCCGUGAUGGAUCGUGGGUUAUUCAGCUGCUUACACAGCACCCUGCUGCCGCCCCAAGCCCUGCACACCGCUCUCACUCUGCACGGCUGUUCCGAUCACUUGUCUGCCCCUGACCAGCGCACCUGCCCCUCCUCCUCCAGCCUCGGCCCCGGUUACCUGAGUAAUGAGGGGCUCUUCGGCAGACCUGAGUAUCAAGACGGACCUCCAGUUCCACCACAACAGGUCCCCAGACCACAGCAACCAGUAGAUUGGCAUACUUCCACUGGGAUUCACCGUGCUUCAGCAGCCGCUGCCAGUUUCAGGCAGCGUGUGCCCGGCACUGAGACAGGAUCCCUGGACUUUUCGGAUCCUGAGGGCCCAAAUCUCCGUUCCGGCACCCUGGACCAUAGUGGAGGGGCUUCAGAACGGACUUUGUGUGUGUCCAGCGACUUUGGGAAACAAACAGUGCCUCCAUUGGCAGCAGAUACGAGAAACGGCAAGCGCAGAACUGAGAGUUCAGAGUCCCACAAUAUAAAUCAAAUCAAACCAGAUGUGAACAGCAAACCCAGAAAGGAGAGGACUGCUUUCACCAGAGAGCAGAUUCGGGAGCUGGAGGUGGAGUUUGCCCAUCAUAAUUAUUUAACCAGGCUAAGGCGUUAUGAAAUCGCUGUGAACCUGGACCUCACGGAAAGGCAGGUGAAGGUGUGGUUUCAAAACAGACGAAUGAAAUGGAAGCGAGUGAAAGGAGGGCAUCAUGGAGCAGUGGUGAGGGAGACAGAAAUGAUGAGCGUGGAAAAAGGUUCACUGCUGCCAUCAGAGUUUGCUGGAACCACAGAGCAUCACCAUACUGUAGACUCACCAGCUAAUGAGGACAGUCAUAACAGUGACCAGAACACUGAGCAUGCUCAGUUAGAAUGGCAAGGAGACUAA